Trichoderma gamsii is the source of this 1266-nucleotide messenger RNA. RefSeq lists its product as hypothetical. The transcript has 3 exons. Bases 1 to 1266 code for a protein of 421 amino acids. Lineage: Eukaryota; Fungi; Ascomycota; Sordariomycetes; Hypocreales; Hypocreaceae. The record is from RefSeq and is a predicted model, not a curated record.
AUGGGUCUCCCACUCUUCGUUGCGCCUGUUGAGACCGAUCUACCUGCCAAACAGCCAAAGCAUGAUGCGCUUUCUCUUGCUCGCUCCGGCAUCAGGCGCUCAACAUACGUGGAAAGGCGCGAUCGACGGCAUCCUAGGAGACGACGCAUUUCCGACCUGCCGGUUUCUGCUCCCGGGCGCGAGGCGCUGAGAGAUGUGACCUCUGGGGGCGAACGGCAGAGGGACGGCCUGGAGGAACAGAUGAGCUCCCUCUAUGGUGGUACUUGGCACGGCGUCGAUACAUCGGGGAGAGCGGAAGAAGGCGGCCAGGAAGGCGAGAUUGGGUGGUGGAGUUCUGACCCUCGACUGCGGCCUAGGCAUGCGCGCAUCGCCGCCGUGAUAAGCAAUCCCAGGCGCAGCCGCAGCCCCCUCCCCCCAUCGAUUGGCUCGGUAAUCCCUGGUAGCUUUAUCCCCAGCAACCGCCUUCCCCCAUUUCGUCUCCUUGACGGAGAACUGGAGAGGAUACCUUUUGAACCCUCAACGUCCCUCGACGACGUGUCCACUUUGGACAGAUACAGAUCUCUUCGCAGAAACCAGUCACGAAUGUAUCGAGCCUUGCUAUCUAGGCGCUCCCAGCCUGAUGAGCGUCAUUCGCGCACUCAACCGGUAGAUGGUCUGGGAGACCGCGACAGAAGCCUGAGCCCGGAGGGUUGGGAUACAUUGCGCUCAACGCUGACGCCUGAUCCACAGCCGCCCAGCGCAGGCUCUUCGUUUGUAUCUGCGGCGGCCACCCAAGGUGCAGGCCCUUCCAAUCCUCCCCCCUCCGCUCCAGAACUGCCUGACGGGACUAUGGACCCUGCGUGCGAAUCCGGCCACGAAAAUUCCGACGACGAGGAUACCUAUUUUGGGUACCCUGGAUAUCGUGGCAUUCGUCACGCCCACCGACGAAUCCGCCAAUUAGUUCCCGAGUACAACUUGGAUGGGCCGUCGGACGGGCCACGUUCCCAGCAAACUCAAUCUUCGGGGCCCUCGGGCGAUGUUCUAGCAAAUCAUUAUUCCCAACUAUUAUUUGGCCAAACCGGGUCAGAGGACGAAAGACGACUUGAUCGGCUCCGACUAAUCCGUGAUGAAUCCUCUGGAAGUGGACCAAGCACUCAUACAGGAGAUGAAGAAUGGUUAGGCAUGCAGCGAAUCGUGAGGAGUCUCGCAGCGAGAGAAGAUAUCCCAGACGAAUGGUGGGCUGGGGCCGGCCUGAAUCGAACACUGCCUCGAGAGGGGUCAAACUGA